Molecule: messenger RNA, 951 nt
Organism: Lemur catta (Ring-tailed lemur)
Lineage: Eukaryota; Metazoa; Chordata; Mammalia; Primates; Lemuridae
Product: olfactory receptor 4K13-like
Exons: 1
Coding region: 1-951 (316 amino acids)
Biological process (GO): G protein-coupled receptor signaling pathway
Cellular component (GO): membrane
Molecular function (GO): G protein-coupled receptor activity; olfactory receptor activity
Source: RefSeq, a predicted model, not a curated record
AUGGAUACCCUGAAUAACAGAUCAAGUGUUUCUGAGUUCAUCCUACUGGGACUCUCUAGUUCUCGAGAAAUCCAGAUUCUCUUCUUUGCCAUCUUCUUUCUUGUCUAUGUAGCCAUCGUAGUGGGAAACUUUCUCAUUGUGAUCUCUGUGAUAUUUGAUAACCAUCUUCACUCCCCCAUGUAUUUCCUUCUGGCAAAUUUAUCAUUCUUUGAUUUAUGUCUUUCCUCUGUGGCAACUCCCAAAAUGAUUGCAGACUUCCUUAGAAAAUGCAAGACCAUUUCCAUGUGGGGCUGCAUGACUCAGAUGUUUUUUAUGCACUUCUUUGGGGGUGGUGAGAUGUCUCUCCUGAUAGCUAUGGCCAUCGACAGGUAUGUUGCCAUAUGCAAACCUUUGCACUACCAGACCAUAAUGAACCACAGAGUGCUCAUUGUGCUUCUACUGCUCUCGUGGACAACUGGGUUCAUACAUAGCACAAGCCAAAUGGUUUUCACAGUGGGUUUACCUUUCUGUGGUCCCAAUGUUGUGGAUAGCAUUUUCUGUGACCUGCCCCUGGUCAUUAAGCUUGCCUGCACUGAGACCUAUAACCUGGAGCUCUUGGUGAUUGCAGACAGUGGGCUCCUGUCCCUGGUCUGCUUCAUUCUGUUGCUCACGUCCUACAUCAUCAUGUUGGUCACCAUCUGGCAGCAUUCCUCCAGUGCAUCCUCCAAGGCUGUGUCCACACUGUCUGCUCAUAUCACUGUGGUAACUCUCUUCUUUGGCCCAGCUAUCUUCAUCUAUGCAUUUCCAUUCAACAGUUAUUCUGUAGAUAAGUUUCUUUCUAUAUUUUAUUCUGUAAUCACCCCCCUCUUUAAUCCAAUUAUUUAUACUCUGAGAAACCAGGAAAUGAAGGCAGCCAUUAAGAGACUGAGCAGCCAACAUAUUCUUGGCUGGUUCCUUAAAUUCUGUUUGUAA